Molecule: messenger RNA, 1434 nt
Organism: Chenopodium quinoa (quinoa)
Lineage: Eukaryota; Viridiplantae; Streptophyta; Magnoliopsida; Caryophyllales; Amaranthaceae
Product: probable protein phosphatase 2C 8
Exons: 10
Coding region: 89-1147 (352 amino acids)
Biological process (GO): protein dephosphorylation
Molecular function (GO): protein serine/threonine phosphatase activity
Source: RefSeq, a predicted model, not a curated record
CUUUCGUUAUUGUUGCCCAAUAAAAAGUUAGGCACGCUCACCUCAAGCAGUGAAGCCCCUUCUAAUUCCUUUCUCCGACUCCAGCAAUAUGGCCGCAACACCUGCUUCUUCUUCUACCCUCGGCGCAACACCCCACGAUUCCCUCGAAAUCGAUGAUUCAAACAUCAAACGCAAACCUGUUACAGAAUCUUCCGAUUCUUCUACUAUAAUAAAGAAACCCAAACUAGAUGCCACACAAAAUCUUGAGGAACACCAACCAAAUUCAAAUUCAAAUUCUGCAAAGGAUGACAACUCUGCGAGCAGCUUUGUUACCAUCGAAGCUGCUGCUGCCGAGGAUAAGGGAUCCAGGCACUCUAUGGAAGACGCUUGGGUUGUACUUCCUGACGCUAAUUUCGACGACUCCGCCAAAUUAAGAUGUGCACACUUUUCAAUAUAUGAUGGACAUGGUGGUCGGCUAGCAGCUGAAUAUGCGCAGAAACAUUUACAUUCUAAUGUUCUCUCAGCAGGAUUAUCACGUGAGUUGUUGGAUGUCAAAGCUACCAAAAAAGCUAUUCUUGAUGGUUUUCGUACAACUGAUGAAGCUCUUCUGCUAGACAGUGCAGCUGGAGGUUGGCAGGAUGGUGCUACAGCUGUAUGUGUAUGGGUAUUGGGACAAACAGUAUUUGUUGCUAACAUUGGAGAUGCAAAGGCAGUGGUAGCGAGAUCUCACAGUGGUGACCAGAAUAACUCAAAUGGUUCAAGUCCUUUGAGGGCCAUUGUUUUGACUAGAGAACACAAAGCUAUAUACCCGCAGGAGCGUGCUCGAAUUCAAAAGGCUGGAGGUUCAGUGAGCACCACUGGACGUUUGCAGGGUCGCCUUGAAGUUUCUAGAGCUUUUGGGGAUCGACAAUUUAAAAAGGUGGGUGUUAUCGCAACACCACACAUCCAAUCGUUUGAUCUCACCGAAAAAGAUCACUUCAUUAUUCUUGGCUGUGAUGGCCUUUGGGGGGUGCUUGGACCUAGUGAUGCUGUUGAUUUUGUGCACAAGCUUUUAAAAGAGAAUGUACCUGUUGCUGCUGUGUGUCGCCGGCUUGUCAGAGAAGCUGUUCUUGAGAGAGGCUGCAAAGAUAACUGCACUGCAGUUGUAAUUGUUUUCAGACGCAAUUAGGCCACACUUCUUUUAGUCAGUGUUUCAGGAAUUAGGCAUAUUGGAUUUAUUCCAGUAAGUUUAAUGAGCUGUGAGGCCUGACAGCAGCGCCUGCAUAUCUAAAUAUGUGCAGGUUUGCAUUUAUGUUGUGCAAUAUGUAUCUUCUCAAAUGACAAAAUUUUAUGGCGUAGGAUGGGAAGGUGUUGUAGCAUCUGUAGUUUGGCCAUACACUACCGUGUGGUGUACGUACAUGAUUUACUCAUUUUGGCUUGUUGAAUGAUAUUAUUUGAUUUGUUGCAUUGGUCUUG